Prorocentrum cordatum is the source of this 1695-nucleotide messenger RNA. The record is from the annotation of a GenBank genome assembly. NCBI's taxonomy places the organism in Eukaryota, Dinophyceae, Prorocentrales, Prorocentraceae.
AUGGAGGGAGGACGGCCACGAAGGGGAGUGCCCACGCCGGGGGGGUCCGGGGGCCGCGAUCCCGUCGCGCGAUCCGGUUCGCAGCGAUCCGGUUCCAGGCGAUGCGAUUACGAUUUCCCGACGGGGGCGCGCUGCCCUCCCCUGCCCGGCCUGCAGGAGCUGAACCUGUACGACAACAGCAUCGGCGACGAGGGCGCGCGGGCCCUGGCGGGGGCGCUGCCCUCCCUGCCCGGCCUGCAGGAGCUGAGCCUGUACUACAACAGCAUCGGCGCCGAGGGCGCGCGGGCCCUGGCGGGGGCGCUGCCCUCCCUGCCCAGCCUGCAGAAGCUGUGGCUGGGCGUCAACAGCAUCGGCGCCGAGGGCGCGCGGGCCCUGGCGGGGGCGCUGCCCUCCCUGCCCGGCCUGCAGGAGCUGCGCCUGUACGGCAACAGCAUCGGCGACGAGGGCGCGCGGGCCCUGGCGGGGGCGCUGCCCUCCCUGCCCAGCCUGCAGGAGCUGCGCCUGCAGGGCGGCAACAGAGGUCCGCACGAGAUUCGAUCCGGGUCGGUUCGAUUCGGCGAAUCGCCUCGCCGCGAAUGCCGAUUCGAUGCUGGAGGCCCCCUGCCACGAUCCGGUUCGCGAUUCCAUUCGGUUGCCGAGCGAUGCAAUGUUGCGAUCCGGCGCAGAGCGGGCGACGAUCCGGUUCGCGAUUCGAUUUGGAUCCGGCUGACCCGACGCCCGCUUGCUGCGCGAGAGGCCGCCAGGCUAAAGAAAAGGAGGUGGAAGGGGAGGAGGUGGACAGCGAGCUCUCCAGACCGGGGGGGUCCGGGGCCGGACCGGGGGCCCUCGUCGCCGCCGGGGCCGUCGUCGUCGUCGUCGUCGUCGUCGUCGUCGUCGUCGUCGUCGUCGUCGUCGGCGUCGUCGCUGGCCGUUGCGGGCCUCGGGGGCCCCGGAGGGGGGCCCCAGCUCAGCGUUCUGACGAGGCCUCAGCUCAGCUCGGCCCCGAAACGCGCGAAACGCCGCCGCCGCCGUCGUCGUCGCCGCCGCCGUCGAGGGAGGAGGACCGAGGUUCCAGGUUCGAGGUUCGGCCUCCGGCUUUUCGGCUGUUUUGGGCUCUCGGGGCGUCCGGUGCCCCCGCCUCCCUCUCCUCCAAGGGCCGACGACGACGACGACGACGACGACGACGACGACGACGACGACGACGACGACGACGACGACGACGACGACGACGACGAGGGGAGGGUGGCCCGGGAGGGUCCCCCAGGGGGGCCCGGGAGGGUGACCCGGGAGGGUGGCCCGGGAGGGUGGCCCGGGAGGGUGGCCCAGGAGGGUGGUCCGAGGGUGGGCCCGGGAGGGUGGCCCGGGAGGGUGGCCCGGGAGGGUGGCCCGGAGGGUGGCCGGGAGGGUGGCCCGGGAGGGUGGCCCGGAAUGGUGGGCCCGGGAGGGUGGCCUGGGAGGGUGGUGCCCCGGCAGGGUGGCCCGGGAGGGUUGGCCUGGAGGGUGGCCCGGGAGGGGUGGCCCCGGGAGGGUGGCCCGGGAAGGCGGCCCGGGAAUGUGGCUGGUGGCCCGGGGGGGUGGCUCGGGAGGGUGGCCCAGGGUGGCCCGGGAGGGUGGCCCGGGAGGAUGGGCCCAGGAGGGUGGCCCGGGAGGGUGUGCCCGGGAGGGUGGCCCGGUAGGGUCCCCGCGGGUGGAGCCCGGAGGGGUGGGGCCCGGUAG